Messenger RNA from Phragmites australis (common reed), 4176 nucleotides. RefSeq lists its product as uncharacterized. Lineage: Eukaryota; Viridiplantae; Streptophyta; Magnoliopsida; Poales; Poaceae. The transcript has 2 exons. Bases 1054 to 3813 code for a protein of 919 amino acids. The record is from RefSeq and is a predicted model, not a curated record.
GGAGCAGAGAGCUGGCUUUAAGCCUUAAAGCUAUAGUUUUUUUCCUCGGUCCGUGCUGUUCUGCACGACGAGAUGCGAAGGUAACGCGUUGCAAUCAUGCAUGCGAGGCGGAGCGUGUUAGCUUAGCUCCGCGGUCACCACCACUCGUCUUUCUGUUCCAUGUGAGGAGGCGAGAGCCAUCCCGUUUGUGCAGUGCAGCGCUCGCUUUGAUCGACCUCGCUUCUCGCGCACUCAUGGUCGUCGUGCCUGUUCCUCUUCCUCUAAGCUUCAGUUUUUGGCCGCAACGCCAAGUGAUUUGCUCGUUGAUUGAUACUGUCCAAUGGCGUCACGUGCCACAUUGACACUUGAUUCUCCACGGCUCCAUUGCAUCGCCUUAUAAAUGGCAGGGCUCCUGGCUCACUGCAACCUAGGGUCCCUGUAUGAUCACUAGCCAAGCUUCCUCUCUGGACUCUCCUGUAUCUCCCUUUCGUUUCCCUGUGAUUCAUUAAUGCUCUUGGAAUCCUCGAUUCCAUAUUACAGCUCUUUGCAUACCAGAUCACCUAAAAAAACUGCAGAUUCAACCGUACCUGCAUUCUGCUUCUGAAUAACUGCAGCCCUUUGCAUACCAGAUCACCUGCAGUUUCUCCUCCUGAAAACUGAGAAGUGUUUCUUGCUGACUUUUCAUUUCUACCAAGGUAACAUUUCCCCUUUGAAUUAAAUUUGUUCGGUUUGCCUUGCAGUACCAGUCAUCAAUCUGCAAGUUGCUGCAUGAUUGCAUCAACGAUCUAAGAAAGGCGUAUGUGUGCUGCUUGUUCUUGGUGGUUCGCUUUACUGAGUUCCCACUUCAUCACUGGAUUCUGACUAAUUAAGCAACUCGUCAUUCAUAGCUUAUACUAUAAUCUUUCUUUAGUACACUGAAGAUUUUUGUACUCAACAGUCAUGUAGAGUUGCAGGAUAACUGAUUUUCUAUUGCCUCCUCUCUGCAAGUCUGAAACUGAAACGCACACAUCCUCUGAAACUUUUUUGUUCUCCUUUUCAAAUCAGGCCUGAAGGUGCCCGCGAGGAAUUCCCGCCAUGGGCAUCACCCGCGCGCACAUCGUCAAGAAUGACUCCCUCGAGGGCAUUCUCGGCGACUACGUCGGCGGCAAGGGCGGUGGAAGGUCCACGCGCGGGGCGAAGCACUCUACACGGCUGGUGGGCGCGCUGACGUGCGUCCAGUUCGGUUUCGCCAUCUACGCCACCUUCCUCCUCUACUACAUGAGCCCCGCCGUGGACCUCCGCGUCAAGCCGGACCUGGCGUGGGCGACCCGCAUCGCGCAGCACUGGAAGCAGCUCAUCGCCACGCAACCCGGGGGGGACUCGCCGCCGUUGUCCCCACAGGAGGUGUGCGAGCACGAGAGCAUCGACUUCGAGCAGAAGAAGUCGACGGACGAGGUCAUGAUCCGCCUCAAGCGGGAGCUCUACGACGAGGUGCUCGCGUUCCAGCAGCGCAGCUUCGGCGCCGAGACGCUCCCAGAGUUGCUCCGGAUGCGGUCGCGGUGGAGCGCGUCGGGCCCCAACGUGCCGCGCGUCACCGUGAUCCUCAACCACUUCAAGCGGCGCACGCUGUGCGCGCAGCUGGACCAGCUGCGGCGGCAGACGCUGCCGUUCCACCGCGCGUGGGUGCUCUCCUUCGGAAGCCCCAACGAGGCGUCGCUCCGCCGCAUCGUCGAGAGCUACAACGACUCGCGCGUCAGCUUCGUCUCCUCCGGCUACGACUUCAAAUACUACGGCCGCUUCCAGAUGGCGCUGCAGUCCGAGUCCGACUUCGUCUACGUCCUCGACGACGACAUGAUCCCGGGCACCCGGAUGCUGGAGAUUCUCUGCCACGUCGGCGGCACCGACAAGUACGGUAACGCCGUGCUCGGCAGCAUCGGCCGCAUCCUGCCCUUCCGGCAGAAGGACUUCACCUUCCCGAGCUACCGCAAGUUCCGGUCCAGGGAGGCCGGCCUCUACCUCCCCGACCCGGCCUACGACAUCACCGUUGACCGAAUCGUGCAGGUGGACUUCCUUUCCAGCUCAUGGUUCCUCCCCGCCGACCUCGUCAAGUCGCUCUUCAUCGAGACGCCAUUCACCUUCAUGACCGGCGAGGACCUGCACCUCAGUUACCAGCUGCAGAAGUACAUGGGCGCCGGCUCCUUCGUGCUUCCCGUCGACCCCGCCGACAAAGAAACGUGGGGGGACAGCGAGCAUCGCCUCGCCUACGUCUCCGAGACGACCGUCAUCUUCAAGGAUAUCGUGCAGGUGCGGGAUGAGCAGUGGUGGCGCGCGCUCACCUCCGGCUACGUCACGCAGUGGGCGGCCAUGAACCCGCAGAAGGUGGACGCGCUCUUCUACGCGCACUCGCUCGGCGAGGUCAGGGCACUGGCGCCGCUGCUCGAGAAGUUCCGCACCACGCCCGGCCGCAAGGCGUUCCUCGUCGUGUCCGGCGGUGGGCACUGCCCCUGCGAGGAGGCCGCGACGGUGCUCAAGUGGCCCAAGGUGGUGUGCAAGGAGAGGAGGUUCAAGAUCUUCGACCUCGGAAUCGGUUCGCUGUCCGGGCCGUCGCGCUCUGAGGUCCCCGUGCUGCAGGCCGUGUACGCCAGCAUGCGUGGCCUCGUCCGGAUGCACAACCCCAGCGUGAUCGUCACCCUGGCUGACGUCGACGGCAAGGUGAAGGACGCGCUCCGCAUGGCCGCCGACGCUGCCGUGAACCGCACCGCGCUCGUCCUCCUCCCGAGGAGCUCCGUAUCCAAGGUGCUCUGGAUGGCCACCCUCAAGCCCGCCUCACUGCCAAACUGGAACCGGAUGCGGAUCUCGGUGAACAUCAUCACGCAGAACCGCGCUAAAUCGCUGCUGCGGCUGCUGACCUCGCUGCGUAACGCCUUCUACCUGGGCGACGAGGUGCCCAUCAGCUUCAACAUGGACAGCCGCGUGGACGCGGCGACGCUCAAGGUGGUGAGCUCCUUUGACUGGCCGCACGGGCCCAAGACGCUCCGCCGGCGCAUCAUCCAGGGCGGCCUGAUCCGCGCCGUGAGCGAGAGCUGGUACCCGUCGUCCGACGACGACUACGGCCUCCUCCUGGAGGACGACAUCGAGGUGUCCCCCUACUACUACCUGUGGGUGAAGUACGCGCUGCUCGCCUACCGCUACGACCCCUCCGUGUCGCUGCCGGAGUUGUCGUCCAUCUCGCUCUACACGCCGCGCCUGGUGGAGGUGGUGAAGGAGCGGCCCAAGUGGAACGCCACCGAGUUCUUCAAGAAGGUGCACCCCAACACGCCGUACCUGCACCAGCUGCCCUGCAGCUGGGGCGCCGUCUUCUUCCCCAAGCACUGGCGCGAGUUCUACGCGUACAUGGCGGCGCGCUUCACCGAGGACGCGAAGAAGAACCCCGUGCAGAUCCCGCGGUCGCGCACCAACGGCUGGCAGGCGUCGUGGAAGAAGUUCCUGAUCGACAUGAUGUACCUGCGCGGGUACCUGAGCCUGUACCCCAACUUCCCCAACCAGACCAGCUUCUCCACCAACCACAUGGAGCCCGGCGCGCACAUCAGCGCCAAGGACAACGUCCUUAAGCACGACAAGACGGACUUCGAGGUGCCGCUCGUCCAAGGCGACUUCUCGCUGCUGCUGCCCAUGGGAAAGAUGCCGCCGGCGUCCAAGCUGCCCGUGCUCAACCUCUUCAACCAGGCCGUGUCCAUGAAGGGACUCAAGGCCGCAGGCGCCAAGCUCGGACAGGACGUCAUCAGCUGCGAGGCCAAGGAGCUCGUCACCGUCGAUCACAUCACCGGAUUGCCCACAAACUGCACCGCCUUCUGAGAUUGAUUUCUGUCACACGGCUAGCUAGCUCACUUCAACACGCAGGUUGCAUUGCAUUGCGUGCAUAUUGAUUCCCACGACGAUCAACUUACUAUUCGGUCUGCACGCGAUCUAUUCUUUGUUUCAUGAGCUCUACAAUAUAUUGUACUUAGUUUUGAAUUUGUAAUUUCGAUUUCUUUUGUACCAUUUAGCACUGUCUGAAACUCUUCAAAGGGGCAGAGAUAGUGUUUUUGCGCUUGGUGGGGAGGGGUGAUUUGUAAAGAUGAGACCAGAAGUGGCUUCUCUUUACGGUCAAUCGUCUUUGGAGAAUCAAUUCAUAAAUGAAUAUUACAAUAAGGCAUGUUCGAGCUGUUAGUUGUAUGA